AUGUCAACCCCCUCUCCCUUGGCCCGUCUUCCGGCCGAGUUGAUCGGGUUGAUUUUCGGUGCCCUUCUGUCCUUCUCAGACGUCGCCAGGUUUGCGGCCACCUGUCGUCGCCAUCGCCAAGUAUGGGUCGAUUUUGCUUACACCAUCUAUCGCCAAGUUGCCCCACGGACCGCACCCUGUCGCAAACUUGCCCGCCUGCUGCUGGCUGCCCAGGGAGGGCCCCCGGUCAGUGCCACACACCUCUCCCACCCGGAGGUCCUUCAGUUGAUCAGCAACGCCGCGGUCGGGGAGAACUCCGUGGCAGACCUUGAAAAACAUCAUAUCCGUCGCGUCAAAGAAAAUGAACUGGUGGUACGAAACCCUCGCCCACGCCAUCUGUCGCGCUCCGAACGCAUUCGUUACAUUCGCGGCGUGUACCAGCUAUGGGGACUGGCCCUUCUGGGCCCGGAGGCAAGGCAGCAACGCAUCAACUCAAUGACGCUGAAAGAUAUGCUGGAAGUCCGCGAUCUGGUACUGGGCGAUGCGGUGCAUAUCGCAGACCCGGUCGUUCUGGCCAUGCGAGAUGGCUAUCCCUACGCGGCGUUCGAGAUGGUCUACGUGGAUAUGUACCCCCGUCUGGAGCAGAUCGUGAGUGAUCUCUACGAUGAGGACAUCAGCUCGUGGGGUCUUCCCUAUUGUGAGGGGCUUCUGGGACGCAUUAGCUUCUGGGAUUCGUACUAUGAUAUGUCCAAAGAAAUGAUUCUGGGAGGACUAGCGGGUAAAAAGCAAUGCCCGGACCCGGGGUUGGCGUGGGAGGAUACUUCGGAUGAUGACCGGAUAGAUGAAUGA
Molecule: messenger RNA, 828 nt
Organism: Aspergillus steynii IBT 23096
Lineage: Eukaryota; Fungi; Ascomycota; Eurotiomycetes; Eurotiales; Aspergillaceae
Product: F-box protein
Exons: 2
Coding region: 1-828 (275 amino acids)
Molecular function (GO): protein binding
Source: RefSeq, a predicted model, not a curated record